GUCAUUAUCAUUCCUACCAACAAUCCGCAUGGCAAACACAAAGCUCGGGAAAACGCAACAUCAUGUUAUCUUGCUGAAAUUUUCUCGACAAGGUCGGAAAGACUACGAGACUCCUUCCCAAGGCGUUGAUCAUUCUCCGUUGCUUGUGUUGUUGCUUGUCAGAAAUGAUCGAGGGCCGUUGUUUCCCUUCCGGCCUUCAUAUCGAAGACGGCACCCGACGUUUGGCUAAUAUCGGAGUGACACGGAGCGAGUGAGGUUAUGGGACGGGGAAAACGGAAGACGGGGUGCCGCCGGGCCAAGACGGGCAGAUCGGGCAGGCCGGUUUGCGUACUUAGCGUACUGACAGCCACGAGAAGGGAAGAAAGUAAAAAGCCCAUGGAAUGAUGGAGUAGACGGCGGAGGACUGAGAGUUAAUUCGUUCCCAACAGUCCGGUUCCAGGACGGAAGGAAGGACGGAAGGGAAGGGAAGGGAAGGAAGGAUAGGAGAAAACCACAUCCUUCCGUGACCGCCACCGCAGACCACGAAGUUUCCCGUGGCCAGAUAUUUCCGUGCAACACAAAGGCUGGGAUCUUUUCCCGUUACUCGUCAGGUCUUCAUAAACUGAUCGUCUUGAAGUGGUACUCAAUGUUUGCGCCGUUUGGGAGAGACAUCUCCUCGGAGUCAAUUGUCAACCAUGACAGAGGGUUCUGGAAGGGCAUGGUUGCCCUGAAGUACCGACGACCGAGGGUUCCGGGAGGGCAACAUAGUUUAGGGAUCCAUGGACCUAUCUCACUCGCUCGUGAGCAAGUAUCCAUCAACCUCCUAGGCAUUUUUUUUGAUGCUCGCGUAGAGGUGUCGACACUUGACGACGGUCAGGGUCUUGAAGAUGGGGCUCCAUUAUCAGAUCAUUUGCUGGCACAGUGAAUAAGCCUCCCUGCAGUUGUUCCUGCAUGUACACAGUGUGUGAUUAUUUGGUGCAGACAUGUCGGGGACGAGGUGGGCGGCAGAUUGGAGGCGUCCCGAACGUUGUCGGCGAGGAGAGAUUCAAUCUGCAUAGCAAACGCAAGAUCCCGGUGUUGAAUUGAAACCGAUUUCAAGCUCUCUCGUGAAGCAUAGCGUGAGAAAGAGGAUGGCAUAUCUUUGAAUAGUCAGCAACGUCAUGUGACCUAUUGGUGCAAAUUUUGUCAGUCAGCGAUAUCGCACGCUCUGCCACUGCUGGGAUUUCCUCUCAGCAAAAAGUCUAGCAUUGGUUCACGGUUGUCACCAUGCCAGAUACCUCGCUACAGCGCUGGCAUUCAGGAAGCAUCUCAUCGUCAUCACGACGAGAUCUGGGUGGAGCAUAUGGGUUAAGCCCUUCUCUUUCGCCAGGGCUUGCCCGUUGCGGUACAGCUUCAAUUGUACUCCGAUAGAGCUUCAAACUCAUCGGCGGCCUGUCAGGCCAUCCGUGAAUGUUGCUGGUUUCAGGAGGGCGGUCCUGAAUGAAAGUUGAUAUCACAACAACAACGACGAUGCAGGGGCGCUAAUGUACCGAUGGAAAAGCCGACAAGGGGCGGGCUUGACGAUCCCCAUUGUUGGGCUCGCUGUUCUUCGGUCCACCGGGAGUCUGGAGAGCAUCACGUCAAGUGACACCUUGCCGGUCAUAACAGCCGAAAAAAAGGUAGACCAAGGUGCCCAAAAACAUAUGAAUCGAUGCGUUUAUUGGGUACCUUUGAAAUCUGAUGGGCUGCAGAACGCGGUUGCAGGAUACUCGAAUUGCGAGGGUAUAGACGUGACAGCUGGCAUAACCAAACUUCGUUUGAUUCAGAAAACGCCAACGAAGGUAAGGAUAAGAUCGAGAGAGAGUAUGGUAAUCACGGUUCGAGUGUGGAGAAGAGGCCAGCAGUGAUGUCCAUGAAUAUGAUGUCAGUGGACUCGUUGCGAGUCGGGAGUUGAGUCGUCAGGUUGACGAGCAGACCCAGGGGCCAGAUGUGCGGGGUUGAGGUGAUGUGUAAAAGAACGACUCGACGAAGUAAGGUGGAUUAGCAUGAGGCUCCCCAGACUUGAGAUCAUGAGCCGGCCGAGGUCGGCUUGGGCUAUAGGUUCGGUAGAUGUCUAGUUUGAGCCGAGUGGAUGUGACUUGAUCCACCAGAGCUCUCAUCUCCUGAUUUGCUCGGGCGUUGAAGUGAGAACGAGAGCAUGACCAGAAGGGCAGACAACGGUCUUAUCUUGUCCUGUUGGCCAAUAUUUCCCUCGGAGACCCUGGCAAAAGAUUUUUUUCCUGUUGGCUGGGUGGUUUGAUC
Molecule: messenger RNA, 2259 nt
Organism: Neurospora hispaniola
Lineage: Eukaryota; Fungi; Ascomycota; Sordariomycetes; Sordariales; Sordariaceae
Exons: 1
Coding region: 1503-1865 (120 amino acids)
Source: RefSeq, a predicted model, not a curated record